AUGGAAAUGAGUACCGACUUGAACAAUGGCAAACCCGUUGUCUCAUGCAAUUGGACGAUGAAAACUAAGGGGUAUCAACCAGAUAUCGUUGACCAGCUUCUUGCAUACACCGACAAUCCCGCUCUGGAGAAAGUCAGAACUAGACCCCCGGGACAACACCCGUUCUCUGAAAAGGAAGUUCGAUGGAUGAAGGAGCGCCUGGACACGUGCACACAAAUGCACCCUAUCUGCAAACAGGCUAGAGCAGAAGCGGAGUUCUUUGAGAAACCAAAAUUUCUCCUUGACAUAGGAUCAGACGACAAUACUGACACGCGCCUCGUCGAAAGUUCGAAUUCUCGAGCUAUCAAGUACGCCAUACUCAGCUAUUGCUGGGGGCAAGGCAGCUCUAAAACCUAUAUGACUACUUCAGACAACCUGUCAGCCCGUCUCGCGAGGUUGGAUUUGCAUGAGCUGCCCAAAACGAUUAGGGAUGCGGUCACAGUCACGAGAGCUUUAGGGAUCCGAUAUUUAUGGGUUGAUGCUCUUUGCAUUGAGCAGAAUUUGAGCCGUUCAGAAAAGAGAGAAGUCUUGCGAAACAUGCCCGAAAUUUAUGCUGGAGCGGCAAUUGUCAUAGGUGCUGGCUCAGCAUCGCACUGCAAUGAAGGCUUCUUGGGACGUAGGAACCUGCAGUAUCAUGUGUAUGAACUGCAAGUUUCUCGAACCAAUGGCCUUGUCAUUACUAAUGACAAAGUGCGCCUUGUUGAACGCGGUUUCGAAGUGAAAUUGGAUCCAUUGUACACAAGGGUAUGGACAUACCAAGAAGGCGAAGCAGCGUUGUUCUCUCUGGCGUUCGACACCGAGAAACUUGUAUGGAAAUGUCAACAGUCACAUCGCGCAGACAGCGACAUUGGACUUCUCUCGGACCCAUACGAAGGGAACGAGACAAUGACCUUCUUCGAUUUGCUUAUGGGGAGCAGAGAAGAAGUCUGCUCAUCCAGUCUCGAUUUGUGCAUAAGUAAGUAUAUCGAAAUGUGUUCAGAUUAUUCAAGACGCCAAUGCGGAAAUUUGGACGACAAGCUCAUGGCUUUUUCAUGGGCGAUCGACCUGAUGGCCAAGGCCACGCGGUGGGAUAUCUCAGAAUGCAAGGCUGCACUGUGGGAAAGGGACAUGCCAAGGCAGCUUCUUUUCUGUCGCCGCGCCGCUGAAAAAUCUAGCAUUGAGACUAGUUCAGACAGGCAGAAUACGAGAGAGAAAACGAUGAUACCAUCAUGGUCGUGGACGUCUAAAAGAACGCCGGUGAGAUGGAAAGAUCUCAACGACCGCGACCACGGGAAAGACUACACUGCCGAAUAUGUAGCAUGCGACAUUGUUCCAGCAGACGUUUCGGAUCCUUCGGGAGCAAUCACGGGAAAGCAAUUAACGUUGAGGGGAAAUGUCCGCACGGCUCUGUGGAACGGUCUUGCAUUUAUGACAUAUGAUGUUUCACAAGCUGGCCGAAAGCUGACUUCAAGACAACGUAGUCAGUCGCCCACUGAUCGGUUAGCAGACGCUUCGCAGAAAGGAGGAGGAGGAGAUACAAAGCGCAAACCGGUCUUAGCUACGUCUUCCUACCGACGACGCGACCCACCUCUUUCUAGGUUGACAGUAGACGUCACUUGGGACUGUCUAUUGGAGCCUGGCUAUCAAAGAGUGAAGCUCCUUGAGCUCCGCUGCACAUUCAUCAAGCCGGUAUACUAUUCUUUUGGGAUCAUUCUCACCUGCAACCGCCGGGGCACAUCGGAAAGAUUAGGUUAUUUUAGAUUUAAGAACGCUGCAGGCAUGAAUUGGUUUCAAGAGCGGGACAAGAGUAUAAUCAGAAUUGUUUGA
This is a messenger RNA of Colletotrichum siamense, 1845 nucleotides long. RefSeq lists its product as uncharacterized. The record is from RefSeq and is a predicted model, not a curated record. The coding region runs from base 1 to 1845 and encodes 614 amino acids. The transcript is spliced from 2 exons. NCBI's taxonomy places the organism in Eukaryota, Fungi, Ascomycota, Sordariomycetes, Glomerellales, Glomerellaceae.